Amoebophrya sp. A25 is the source of this 10924-nucleotide messenger RNA. Lineage: Eukaryota; Dinophyceae; Syndiniales; Amoebophryaceae. The record is from the annotation of a GenBank genome assembly.
CAUUGUCUCCAGCUUAGCGGCCCCCCCACAAUCGCUGCAGAGCUCUGGCUUUCGUUUCCAUCCUCUAAACCGUGGGGCCCUAUUUGACGCCCCUGAAAACCCUGACUUUCGACCUCGAUUUUUGUCGAUUCGUAUUUGAGAGGAAGCGUCUUGGCCUCGUGAUUAUGUAGUUGACUUUUAUCAUCAUCAUAAUUACAUUCUCGUCAUGUAUGACUAUCAUCAUCAGAACUCAUAGUUAUUGUCUUCUCAUGUUCUUGGGAAAUAUUAGGCAACUUUCCGAAUCGAUUCACAUCAUUGGAAUUGCCUUCUUAUGUAUCUUGGCAUGAUCAUCAUCACCAACAGCAUCCUCUUCCCCAUCACUUUAUAAUGUUCUUUUUCCAAUUACAGGGUCAGGGAAGAGUGAGUUUCUUAUGAUCCGUUGACACCUGGUAAAAAACGCUGUCUGAAGACUAUUUUUAUAAGUACUUAGAAUAGUGCGGCCUACUUAUAGUUCAAAUUCAUCAGGAAGAUUCAUUCGGCAUCAUUGUUUCUCUUGUCUUGUAUCUGAGGAGAAUAGCGCAUCAUCACUUGUUCAGCUAGAUCAUUUUCACGACCACAUCGAUUGAAAGAGAAGCAAAUAAAUCCUCUUCGUCAUUUUUCAAGAACAACCAAAAAAUGUUGGGCGGUGUUUCCAAGCCUGUUUUCUUCAAAACAGCUGCCGCUGUCUUUCUGUUAAGGCUAGUUCGAUCCCGGUGAACGUUCUACAUCCUCUAGCCAGCUGAACAGCGAACGAACUGACUAACUAACCUCCAGCUAACUGACUCACAAACAAACUGACGAACUAAGUAACUAGAGAACUAACUAGCUAACAAACUAACUAACUAUUAACGAACAAACUAAUUAACCACUACCAACCUCUAACAAGAAUUGGAGCAACUACUGGCGUCGAGGGUCGUCGCAAGAUGUUCCACCCUUCUGCCGAGGAGACUCAGUUCUCUGAUGAGCCUGAAGUUCUUGAACAAGAAUCGGCCACACCGGCUCAAGCGCUGCUCGAGAGUGCGGAUGGGGAAACGGUUGGCUUGGUGCUCGUUGACAUCCAGAAGUGCUUCACCGGUGCAGAUCAUCCCACUGGACUGCAGCUCCAGACUAUCGGGGGAGAGGGCAAGUUAUGCUUGUUCCUGUAAAAACCUAUGCAGUUCCUCUCCCUCUCUUACUUCACGGGCAGGGUCAAUUCGGACACAGUCCACAGCGCCGUCACUCAUCUUGCUCGUGAUGCCGUAACUUCUUCAACCUGUGUACUUUCUUCUACACUUACUGCAAAUACAGGGUUAGUAAAGAAAAUUUAACCGGUUUACUUUCCUUCGACUCUUCUAUCCCUUGUUCCAACAACAAACACAGGGUUAGUACACUUGUGCCUCUAGUCUUACUGCUUUCUCGUAUAGGUGCCAUUCCGUGAGUAAAUCACAGGCCAGGUAUCUAAAACCUAACCUUCAUUGAGACUGUUUGAUUUCAUCCCUCUACUAUUCCUUCAGACUUCAUCGGCCUAUGCCUACGCCCUAGCCUUGCAUGUCUACUAUCGUGUAGCCGUGGUCUUUUUUACCCCUGGAGUGGGUACAUUCAUCCGUUCAUCUUUCUAAUCUAGUACUAUCUAUCUUUCUAAUCUUCUACUAGCUUUCUAAUCUCUAAUCUUCUUUUAUCUUCAUUCUAACCUCCUAUUGGUCCACUUGUCCUUCAUCUAACUAGGAGCGACUGAUGUGGGCAUACAGAGGAUAUUACUGAUUGUGAUAUCUCUACAACAACUCUAUUCUUCCACUCUUUUCAGACCGUACCCUGUGAACUAUUCAUAUUUAUAAUAUAUAUUAUAUUUAUUAAGCAGUUUCUACUCGCUCCUACUCCUUCUAAUUUCAAUCAUGCUGCAGGAAAACUACUCAUUUUAACAUAAGAAGAAAAGUCGCUAAGAUUCAAGGCCUACGAGAAUAUUAUAAGAGGACUCUGAUUCUAUGAAGACGAUAUCAUGAAUCUGCACAAAAACAAGACAUUACCUUCCGUAAUAUCUCUACGUCUAGUACUAGUGCUGCUCUAAUAGGAGGAGGUGACAAAUACAAAGCUGCGGUCGUGAAUUUGGUGCGCAAAUUUCGCAAAAAGUAUCCCAAUGGCCCGAUUGCUAUGUUAUGUCGAGCAGGUGUGCAUCUAGAUCAUAUUCAAGCAUUGAGUUCAUCGCUUCAAACCCAAAUUUUAACUGUACUACCACAUUGAUAACUUUUUUGCAUUGACGAACGUUUUGGUUUUCCAUCAAAUGCAUAGGUAGCCAAACUUUUGGCUGUAGUUGUUUCAUCAAAUAAUAGGGACUACCUUGUUCAGACUUGACCAGAGAGGGUUAUACAUGAAGUGCAGGACCAUGGUGAUUACUGAGAGGUAAUUGCUAUCCUGUAAUGACUAUGGACCAAUUCCUGUCUUCCUAUCCUGCAAUGGCAUAAUACCUCACUAUCUCCUAGGAAAGACAUCGUUUUCGAGGAGAAGGAUGGCUCUCCCCAAGACCCCUAUGCAAUGAUGAAAGUAGCCUCUAACUCUUGGACAGGACUACCAUCCUGCUGGGCAUGUCAGUUUUGUCGACGAAGCCAACCGCCGCGGUAACCACCCCUACAACGAAGUUAUGAAAAGGGUUUGCCUGUGUAAUUUAUUUUGAUUAAUUAAUAUGAUAAACAUUCAAAAAAGAGGAGUAAGCUUCUUAGACUCUAACGCCAACGUGAUUAUUAGUUAAACUUUUCUACGACGUCCUCGUCUACGUACGAAAUAUUUCCAGGAAGCUUUUAAUUCUAUUUACCCACUGAUAGAAUUGAUUACUCCCCUACCUUAAAGUACUAGAGCAUAACACAUUGAAAACUGAUUUCUACAAGGUGUGCGUGUUGACGAACAUAGAAGGUUUUGCCGUAGAAGUCGCUUAUAUUCGUAGAGACGCGCCCUGAAUAGCCUCACUGUCCUGAUGAUUGAUUGAUUGAUUGAUUGAUUGAUUGAUUGAUUGAUUGAUUGAUUGACUGAUUGAUUGACUGAUUGAUUGAUUGACUGACUGAUUGACUGAUUGAUUGACUGAUUGAUUGAUUGAUUGAUUGUGGGCUAGGUCAGCGGGAACACAGUCGUGCUCGCACAGUCCAGAGUUGGCCCUGGGUCUGUUUGUUCCUCCGUUAUCCAGCACCGCCGCUCGUUAGACGGCCGCAUAUCAUUGAUUGAUUGAUUGACUGCCUGACUGAUUGAUUGACUGAUUGCACAGACCAGAGUUCGCCCUGGGUCUGUUUGUUCCUCCUUUAUCCAGCACCGCCGCUCGUUAGACGGCCGCACAUCGUUGACGGAUUGAUGGACUUACCUACCUGCUUCUAAUAUGAUAGGAGGCCCAGAACGGGUGGUGCUCGGGAUGACUAGGGAUACGUUUGACUCGAACAACGAGGACUUCCAGAAGGAUCGAGAGCAGACACCAGUGAUGACCGACAAGGCAGCAAACGUACAGACGGAAGAGGGCUUUGUCGAUAUGGAGCAGCCCCUCUUUCCAGGUAUUAAUCUUGAAUUUAUCGACUUUUUGGUUCUUCUACUCUUUCUUGAAGAACAGGGCUCAAAUUUAUCAUCUUAGGAAAAUGAAAAAGGAAACUAUAACAGCAAGGACCCUCCAUGUGUAUGAAUAUACAUCUACAUCAAAACUGAUGCGUCAUUGUAGCUCUCUUUAGUAGGCACGCGUACGCCAAAUACACCUAGAUAGAACGCCACGCUUUUUAUUUUUUAUUUUAAGAAAACACUAAGACUAACGCGCAACACGAUCAAGUAGGUACAUCAUUUUUCUUUUUUAUUUUCGUUCGUAUUAACUAGAGAUAUUACCUCCCUCGUCAAUGUGAAGUCGACAUUUUCUCAUAGUGGGAGCGGUGCUUCUACGUUCCUAUCCCAUGCUAUCCUAUGCUAUCUUAUCCUAUCCUAUUCUAUAGGUUUCUUCUCCACCCCGUAGCGGUAUCUUGAUAUCUUGACGGUAUGUCCCUUUGGUACCACCUUGAUGAGGCCUUUAUUAUCCUGAUAUACACCUUGACUCAUCAUCAUCAACAUUACAGAUCAUUGCAUAGCGGGAUCUCCAGACGUGAACUUCAUUGACGGUCUCUGCGACGCAGCGCAGGGUAUUCGUACUUAAGGCUGUAGCUAAUUCAUUCUUGCCUGUUGCCUGAAACGUAUGGGGGAGUAUCCUGAGGGAAUGCUCUGCCAUAUUUUUCAAGGAUUCAGUAGGAAGAUGAAUUGCGGAGAGCUCUAAUCAAAGGGCGUCGACACCUGUGGUGUGCCAGAAGGUGACGAGAACAAACUUCGCGUCAUCCGUAAGGGUUUCAACAUGGGAAUCGAUUCCUUUUCCAUGGUAUGGCCCCCAGUGUCGAAAUUAUAAGCAAUCUUCAGUUCGUUGUAAGGCACCUCUUGGGGGUCGAGUUGUUCACUCACUCAGCUCCUGGUGCUGUUGGUUAUAAGCACUAGCGCACUAUCUAGCAGCUGGUACUUGAAGUCGUGAGGCAAGAACACAUCUUAGACGAGAGCUGCAUUUUCAUUUUGGCGAAGAAAUUCAAGUCAUCAUCUUUGCCAGUAGUUCUUCAUACAAAGCUGCAAAACCGAUCCUCGAGUUCUUUAUCACGAAGUGAAUAUCUUCGAGUUCGUAACAACUGCCAAGAACAGUGCUUUCUAAUCCUGGUCUUCGACAAUCGCAUGCUAAAAGAUAGUGACGCUCGCAAAGAGUUGAUUGCGGGGGAAAAGGCCCACAUCGCUUCGAAUGGUCUUGCUGAGUGGUUGCAUCGCCAGGGUGUUACAAAGGUCUUCAUUACUGUUAUGGCAGUCAAGCGCAAGAUCAGUGUUACUUUCUUGAAGUAUAAUGAGGCGUUCUGCAAAUCUAGUUUGGCUACUUCUUUCUUUUUUUAUAAGGUUGAGGUAGUUUAGGUCCAGCGACGCGUAAAGCACAUGAAGAAAAGCUGUCCGUCGGCUCUUUUUCCCUCUUAAGUUCUAGGCUACUCUUAAGUUCAAGAUAUUAUCGUGGGCUGAAUACAAAUUGCUUGGGGCCGCACAGUGACUGUCGUGCAAUUGGUGCAGAACAAGUGGUUCACUUAUCAAUAUUUAUCAGUAGAUUAUCUCACAACUACUUACUAGCUCAGCAGUUCUUCUAAGCAGACUGUAGAAUAGACUCACACUCACAUCAUCAGCUUUAAGAACUAGUGCUGCAUCACAACUUUCCUAGUGCUUCCAGAUUUGCUGUCCUCUAGAAGGAGUUGCAAUACUGUCUCGGAAAUUGAGAGGGUGACCGGACUGUUGAAACAGUUUGGCACGGUUUUUUGAGGGUCUCUUACUCCUGGGUCUAUCACCAGUCGUAUUCAUCGUAAUAGUCUGAGUCUCAUAUUAGUCACCGAAAAAAAUCAGUUCACCACUUUCCUUGUCCUUCUAGCGUCCUCUAACUUCGGCAUUGCGGAUGAUUUUUGUGUCAAGAGCACCGCGUUCGACUUGUUGGACACGGAAGCUAUGGCGCAGAUCGCUGACAAGGCCGCAUUCAAGGUGGUCCAUCUGAAAGAAACGGCCUACGGAAUCUUAAGGCUUCAUCUGAAUCUCCAGGAAUUCUUUAAAAAAAUCUGACAGUCAACGUUUUUCUUUAAUCCGACACUCAGCGUGAGAUCCAACAAGAUAGCCUACUUAUCACUGCGAUAGUACUGAUGCACCAAUUUUUCACAUCCUGAAAUUGACCCCCUACACCUCAUGGCAGUCUGAUAGAAAAACUUAUUAUUUACUUAGUGGAUUUGACGCAGAUAUUGGUCGGCGGUACAUCAUUACCGUGCCCCGUGUGGUAUUAUGAUGCAUAAAUAUUAGAGUGCUUUCUUUUAGUUUUAUACCUCUAGACUGGGUACACUACUACUGCUACUAGUGGCGACGGCUCAGAAUCCCAGGCAUUCUUUCCUAUAUGAAAUUAUGAGUUCUAGUAUUAUGACAUGUGAAAAGUGUAAUAGUUGUUUUGAGCUCCUGCUCUAAGAAAUGUUCGUGGCCUGCGUGACCAGGAUCAGGGGCCUCUCGACAACGGGCUGCGCAAGGAGUACCGAGACAGGGAGAUCGAAUUGAGCAGCGUCGAAAAGGAAAAACUCGACUAAUGAGGAAGUGUCGGAGGUUUUUGCUGUUAGAAUUAUAGAACAACAAAAUAAUUUAGAAUGAAACAGGCUCAAGCAGUUUGUUACUUUUAUAAUAGUUAUUUGAUCUCUGAUUGUGCUCGUGAAUAAGAACCGAAGUCAGUGUAUGAUCAAGCAAAUGAUAGGCAGGGAGCUCUUAGUUAGUCUGUGGCGUUGCUUGCAACUUGCUUCACGGAUUUUCUGAGUGAUCGGGUUGAUGUCCGAGCCUUCCCCAGUCUUAGCAGUCGCCUGGAGCAGGAUUGCUUCCACAGACUCGACAAACAGUUUACUACUUCCAUCGCCUCAAGUUCCUCAUCUCGUAUUGAUACUCCCUCGUAGGUUACCAUGGAACAAGAUCAAGAAAAAAUCGAAGGAGUGAUCUGGUUCCUGGAAACGUGAAAUGGAGGAUCAAGCGAGAUCCAUUUAGAUGCGGAGCGUUGCAUUGUUGGACCCCCAUGGCGUUUCGUGCUUGCCUCCGAAGCUCCCAAAGCUUUCGGUUAGGCCGCACAUCUCCGGUCCCUUUUGGAGUGGCCAUUUGGUUUGGACUCCUCACUGUGAGUUUGAAACUUCUUGUAUCGUUUGGAUCAACUAGCCUCCACAAGCUUCGCCCGGCUUCAAAUUUGGCACUUUUCUGCCCCCGACGGGCUACAGCUAGAGCAGAGACGGCCCGCGGGUGAGCCGUUACACUCUAAGGAUUUGCUUCGACACGAGUCGCGUGCCGGCGCUGACCGACUUAGGUGCGUCGACUCAUGGGCAGAGAAUUGUGCCGCCUUCGUUUUUUUUCUGGGAUUGCGUGGGGGUCACCCAAGUUCUUAAGAAUUUGCACGACCCUCACGGCAGUCCCACAAAAAACCCGAAGAAAGCCACCAGACACGCCGAAGCAUCUGCAGGGCCCAAGCAACGCGCGGAAGCGCCACGCGGUGACACCAGGCACGAGUGACUGGGGGGCGGCCUUGCUUGAGGGGUCAAGAAAAGGCAACGCAUGGCCGCGCUGCUUGGGUCUCCCUACGCGCCUACAGCUGGCCGAGCUCCUUCCUCCGUCGGAUGUCUUUCGUCGGAAACAGAAGGGCGCACUUCGCGGGAGAGUGAGGCGCCGCGCUUCGGGCGGGGGCCGGCGCCUCUCGUCAGGCUGACGCCCUUCGUCAAGCUGACGUCUUGCGCCAGGAUGGAGACUGACGCCCUUCGCCAGACAGGUGCCUGCCUUUCGUCGGGGCAGCGCUUUACGAUUACGUCAGACUGGCGGCUUUCGUCGGACGGGCCGGCGCCUUUUGGCAGACGUCUUGGGCCAGGCUGAGACCCUUCGUCGGAGCGACGUCGCGCGCCGGGCUGGUGUCUUUCGUCAGGGUGAAGCUUUUCGCCUGACCGACAUCCUUCGCCGGACCACGGCCGACGCCUUUGGUCAGGUUGAUGGCCAUCUCCAGCUUGGCGCUUGCGCCAGAGAGGGCGACGCACUGACCAGGUGACGCCCCUCGCCAGGCUGACGCGCUAGCUACUUCGCCAGGGGUCUGCUUUGCGUCGGAACAGGCUGAAGCCUUUCUUCGGGCUGCGGGUCUCUUUCGUCUGGUAGAAUUUGAAGCCUUUCGCUGGGCUGGCGUCUCUCGUUGGACGAUUGUCGCCGCCUGGCUUCGUGGCGCAGUUCGUCACACCCACGCCGUCACGCGUUUGUCGUCAGGCGUCUGCCCUCGGCCCUCUCUCGUCCGUCUGGUGUCUUUGUUUUUUUUGUAGGCGCUCGCUGGCAGUUUGUGGUCGUCAGUCAGACGCGCGGCGUCGAACGUCUGUCGCCUGGCGUCUACUCUCUCGCGAGAGGACGUCUUCCGCCAGGAGUUGCGUGGCUUUUCGUCGGACUUCUUUCGUCGGAUCGAUGUCUUUCCUUCAUCGGGCGUCAGUCUUUCGCCAGGCGUCUUCCAUCAGUCAGAGGUGCUGCGCCAGAUGUCGCUCGUGAGACGGUUUGCUUUUAUUCGCGUCACUCAGACGUCUUUCGCCAGAAGACUGAGGAGACUUCUUUCGCCGGGCUGACGUUUUUCGCCCGACUGGCGUCGCUGCUUCGUCAUCGUCAGGGGUCUCCUCUUUUGAUUCGUCAGGCGUCUCUUUCCGCAGGUCUUUCGCCAAGGGUUUUCUGUCAAAGGUAUCUCGUCCAAGGUAUUUCGUCAGAGGUGUUUCGCCGAGGGUCUUCUUUCAAGGGUCAACUGCCAGAGGUCUUUUGUCAAAGGCUUUCACGGAUCUGCUUCCUGAGGUCUUUUGUCACAGGUCUUUUGUCGGAGGUCAUUCGUCAGAGGUCUUUCGCCAGAUGUUUCUCGUCGGACUUCUCUCCCCAGCUUGCGCCCCUACCUCCGUCGGGCAUUUUUCUGGCUUCUUUUGCGAUAGUGUGCCACGGGGCUGAUGCGUAAGCCCCAACAUUAAAACGGCCGAAGACGACCAACCAAGCCUCGAGCUUGAGGGGAAGGGGCCGGAGGCUAUGGGCAAUAGCCUCGGGGGAGAAGCUGAGUAGUCAUCGGCGGGGUAGGCGGUGACAAGUGCUGUGGAUAAUUUAGAUUAACUUACUAAGAUAACAAAAAAUAUAGAUUAACUAAUAAUAUAAAUAUAGAUUAGGGUCGUUUGUUCUUGACUUAGAUAGUGACUUAGAGUACAUUGGGCGGAGUGAUAGGUAGGUCUCAUCCCCCUCCCUAGCUCCCCCUACCUAGUUAGGUCUCCGAUGCGAGGCGUGCUGCAAAUUUAGAUUCGUCCUUCCAAAAAUAUCGCUUUUUUGGAGGGGUGUAGGUCCCGCGACGCUCAAAGCACACAAAGUAAAUUAGCCGGCUAAUAUCCCUCGAUAGUUCGGGGGUUGUUCGUAACCCUAUUCGUAAUAUAUAGAUUAACUCCCGUCUUCCGCAAGUGGGUAACGGGAGGCAGAGUUCUGCCAAAUAAAAAACACGCGACCACAAAUCAAAGUGGCGCAAGAAGAGAAAGACGAGAUCACGCGUUCACAUCUGUAGCGAGAGCGCAGCGAUACUAUUCUGCCAGGGCGCUAAGGCUGAUGCAAAGUGGGAAAUGGAGUCUGUUCGCGAUCGAUCUCUGUGACGCGGAUGCGCCGUCGACUUUUCUUUGUGAGAUAUAUGCAUUGGCUGGCGAGCACUUCGCCAUGAGACUCGGUCAGCUAUCGACUCGAACGCUCCCCCACUCCAGUGAUUCGAAUCGUCGGAUUUGCGUCUAAACAACGGCAGCCUGCGAGCUUGCAGCUGCCCCUAAACCGGCCUGAGUGCGGCGUAGUUUGCCGUCUUGGCCCGGAUGCUUCCAUCCUAUUCGUUGCCUUUGGUUGCGUUGGCUCUCAGCGAGUUCGCCUCUGCCUCGCGCGUUCUGUGUCAUGGUGAGAGGUCUCCCCUGCAGUAAAGGCCCUGGGUGACGAUCAGGGUUCCGCAUACGACUCGCGGGCUGCACGUUGCUGGAGUACCGCCGGGCUUCCUAUAAUGCCUAACUAUAUAGAUUAACUAAUAUUAACUAAUAUAGGUUGAUAGUAUAUCUCAAUAAUAAUAUAGCUUAGCAAUGUAGCCUGAGAAUAUUUUUUUUGGAAUGUUUUAGCCGUCUCCACUUAUGGUAAUUGCAUCAAUGAUGUAGCACUGGUUGUGAGUUGGGCCCCUUCAUAGAUCUGAAGGCAACGGCCUGAUCCGUGGACGAUAGUCCGUUGUUCUGGUGAGAGAGACGAAGCCUUAUGAUGUUGGGAGAAUUAUACAGGCCAUGUACUAGUCGUGCAGGACUACAUUCAUGUAGUCGUGUUAGAUGAGGACAUGACAAAUAUUAUAACCGUAACUAACAGUUUCAGUUUGUUUCUUUGUUUGUUAUUAUAGGAGGCGUUUUUUUGUUGGAGGAGGUUCUUGUUGGUGGAGGCAAUAUAUUACAAAAAAAAAUUAUUGUACGAGCUAGCAUUUAAUUGGAUGGGGAUAAUAUUGGAGGUGUAAGUAUAAUUUUUUAUAAUUGCUAGGUGCUAGCAAUAGAAUACUAAGCUAUCAAUGCUAAUCUAAUUAUAUAGACUAGUAAUUAUAGACACUGCAAUUCUAUUUUUCUAGCACCUGCAACAAUGAAUAAUUAUGCUACCUACAAUUCCUGUAGGAGGUGGAUAUAUUGCCGUGGUUUCUAGAUGAUGAUGAGCUUUGUCAACGAUGAUGAAAGUGAGAUGAUGAAAGUGAGAUUCCGAGUAGAAGAGACGAUGAUGACCUUUUUUGAUGUAUAAUGGAGAGCCACGAGGAAGUGGCAUGGCAUGAGAUGACAUGUCUUACUUUUGAGCAAGUAUGCACAACGACAACUACGUCAAAACAAGUCUUCAUCACAUAAAUGAUUAUUUACUAGAUAUGUUGGCAACAGUCGCGGGUAAUAGGGUCGGAAGUACAUAUGUGAUUGUGAUGUUUUACGAGGACUUCUUGUUAUAUAUGAUUCCAUACUCCCGCUGUAUUCGGACCUUUUACUACUAAGAAGACAGCAACCACUUGCUGGGAGAUAAUCGUAUGGCGAGCUUGAUGAUGGCCACCACUUAGGGGGUCGUCGGAUUCGAAGCACAAUUCAUAUCGGAUAUCAGCAUUUCCGAGUGACAUCCCGCACAACCGUCCUUGGCUCUUUCCCUACAAUGAAUAGGAAAGAAGGCAAGGAAGAUGCACUAGGAAAGAAGCCAGGGAUGUUCUGAGGCAUGUCAUUCCGUAGCGUCUAAUAUUUUCUAUGUUGCACCCCGGUCGACCUGGACUGCUAGAAGUCGUUCGUACGCAGCGAGUGCCGUUAUUGAUGUAAGAAUAGUAUCCCCUUUUUGAUGUUAGAACAAUAGUAUGUAU